Molecule: messenger RNA, 1415 nt
Organism: Quercus robur (English oak)
Lineage: Eukaryota; Viridiplantae; Streptophyta; Magnoliopsida; Fagales; Fagaceae
Product: probable F-box protein At2g36090
Exons: 1
Coding region: 126-1298 (390 amino acids)
Molecular function (GO): protein binding
Source: RefSeq, a predicted model, not a curated record
AUAUUAUAUAUAAGAGAAUUCAUUAGGGGGGGAUGGGGGCCAAAAUUUAUAUAUAAAACCGACUACAUGAACUCUUUAUCCACACAGAAAAAUUCCAAACCCCAUCCCACAAACCUAUUUUCGAAAUGGAGCACCAUAUGUGUCAUUUAAAGGAACUUAGCAGGGAUAUCUUGGCAGAUAUCUUUGUUAGAACUGAUGGUUCAACCCUGGCUUCUGCUGCCUGUGCUUGUUGUGAACUCCAUGAUGUUGCCCGAGACCAAAGCUUAUGGAGACAGUUAUGUCAGGCCACAUGGCCAUCUACUGCACUUGAAGAAGCCCAACAUGUUAUUUCAUCUUCACCCAUUGGUGGUUUUGACAAGUUCUAUGCCUACUCUUAUCCCCUAAUAUUACAUGCCAAAGGUACCAAACCUAUGCCCUUCAAAUGUCCAGAACUAAAAACCCAUGUUUCCCCUUCUGAACUUGCAUCGCUAGUAGAUGUCUACUACAGGAAAGAGUGUGUUCUAUCUAAAGUAUUAGAUGGCAUACCUGAAGCUAUGAAUUUUAGCCAUGCCAAAGAUAGUGAAUACAAUUGGAACAUGAACUCUAACGACUGUUGGAGAUGGUACUCAAAUUGCCCAUUUAAACUAGAGCUGUUGAGCCUUGAUUAUGACAAAUUCACAGGCUUUUACAAUGAACUCAGCUAUGCCAACAACGAAAACGACAAUCAUUGCCAUGGCCUUGAUGCCAAUGAUGAAGGAAGAGGCUUUCCAUCCACAUCAGGGGUUGAUGAUGAAAAUUUGAGACAUGAUUACAGCAUGGAGCUGAUGGAGAGCCUCAGGUUAAGUUGGGUGCUGCUCGACAAGAAAAACGGCAGAAGUGUUAAUCUCUCAAGCUGGAAGCCAUUGUUAGUACAGAAAACCUGGCCUUUUCAUGGGGUUUAUUUGAUUCACUUUGGAAGCAUUGUAGCAGUAGAGGAGAGCUUGCUGCCUCACAAGUUGUCCAAGUGCAUAAUAAUUGUUAGAUGCAAGAUGACAGAAGGUGAAGGGUGUCCAAAAUGGAUGGAAAUCAGCAUGCAAAUGGAGGACUUGACAGGGGCAAGUGUUAGUGGAAGUAAGGGCUUGAUGGUCCUGAAUCAUGCUCUAAACUGCUUGCAGAGUUCAAAUCACCUUGAAGUUGAACAGGGUUUUCAUCAGUAUGAGAAGAAAAGGAGAGAGAUGAUGAAGAAAAAACAAUUCAGAGAAACAUUAAUUGACAGUUUUUGUGUAACAAUUGAGAUUACCGUCUUAGUUGUUUUUUGUUACUAUUUUUUUAGUUUCUAACAUUUCUCUUCCAAAUCCAAUGCAAUCUUAUCAGCUCAAAACAUUUGUAAAACAUCUAAGCUGCACAACAGUUCUAUAUGGUUCAAGCAUUUAAAUCUUUAGACAGCAGCAGCAAAA